Molecule: messenger RNA, 1752 nt
Organism: Cuscuta epithymum
Lineage: Eukaryota; Viridiplantae; Streptophyta; Magnoliopsida; Solanales; Convolvulaceae
Source: the annotation of a GenBank genome assembly
CAACGACCCAACGUCCCCCAACCCAUUUAUGGUCGGAGUACUCUUGGGUAAAAAGCACAAAAUUGAUUGCAGUCAGCCUUAUAAGUUGAGCUCCCUUGCUAUAUAUAGAAACAUCAGUAUAUCUAAAACUAGGAAGUAAAAGCCUAACAGGUAGGACCUUUUUCUUCAAAUCCCUUCUUUAUGCCUUUUUUCGGAAAGAGCUUUAACAAAACUAGCUUCUUUUAAUUGAUAUUAUCUCAUUAUUAGUUAUAUUAAUUGAUCAGGUAAUUGAUGGAGGAUCAGAAAUCAAAUGGUGGUCCUUUUCGUGUUUUAAUGUUGCCAUGGUUAGCUCAUGGCCAUGUCAUCCCCUACCUCGAGCUUGCUAAAGAACUCCAAGACCGCAAUUUCAAUGUCCAUUUUUGCUCCACCCCGGCGGUUCUGUCUUCCGUCGAAUCCGCUUAUUCUUCCUUCCUUUCUCAAAUCCAUCUCGUCCCGAUCAACCUCCCCGCCGCCGGCUUCCCGGAGAUUCCGGCCGGCCGGCACACCACCAAAGAUCUCCCCCGCGAGCACAUUUUCACCCUCUGCAAAGCAUUCAGGCUCUCCGCCCCGAUAUUCUCCGACAUCGUCGACCGAAUCAAACCCGAUUUGCUCAUCUUCGAUCUCUUCCAGCCGUGGGCGGCGGAGGUCGCCGCGUCGCGGAACAUCCCCGCCGUUUUAUUCUGCAUCACCGGGGCGGCCUCCAUCGCCGCCGCUCACCACCUGUUAAAACACCGCUCGAUGGCCGGAUUUCCCUUUCCGGGACUCUGUUUCCGUCCGCACGAGCUCAAGAAUCUAAGGGAAAGCACCGGAAACGUCGACCCAGUGGACCAGUUCGCAAUUUUAAAGGCACUGGAGGCUUCCGACAGCGUCGUUCUGAUCAACACCAGCGAAGAAAUCGACGGGAAGUACAUGGACCACCUCUCCGCCAUUCUCGGUAAACCCGCCGUGCCCACAGGCUCACUCGUCCGCAUUCCGGGGAAAAACGGCGCCGCGGCGGCGGCGGAGAAGGAGGGGGACGCUGAGAUCUUGCGGUGGUUGGACGGAAAGCCAAAGAACUCAACUUUAUACAUUUCUUUCGGGAGCGAGUACUACCUGACCACGGCGGAGAUUCAAGAAUUGGCGAAAGGGUUGGAGCUUAGCGGCGCCGAUUUCAUAUGGGUGCUCCGGUUUCCGGCGGGGAAGGAGGUCGGAAUUGAGGCGGCGCUGCCGGAAGGGUUCUUGAACAGAGUAAAUGGGCGGGGGCUGGUUCUGGAGAAGUGGGCCCCUCAAAUUAAGAUUCUUGGGCACCCAAGUGUGGGCGGAUUCGUGAUGCAGUGUGGGUGGAACUCGUUUCUGGAAAGCAUCCACUUUGGGAUCCCAAUGAUAGCCAUACCUAUGCACUCCGAGCAGUUCAUCACCGCCAGGUAUGCGGCGGAGCUGGGCGUUUCCACGGAGGUGAUGAGGGAUGACGACGGCCGGCUUCACGGGGAAGAUAUCUGCAAAGCUGUGAGGAAGCUCCUGGCGGAGAAGGCCGGGGAAGAAAUGAGGGAGAAAGUGAUGGCAUUGAAUGCGGCGAUGGCAAUGAAAGGAGCGGAAGGGAUAGAUAACACGGCGGCGUUGCUCUCCCAGCUUUGCUGCCCUUAGUACUAUUCGCAUCAUUCCACUAAUAUUGUACUAGUUCUCCGUAUCAUUUUACUUUUAAUAUUAUUAAAAUUAAAAUUAUCGCAUAUCAAAUUUAAUAAAACUUGUGUGGUU